This is a messenger RNA of Acanthopagrus latus (yellowfin seabream), 2277 nucleotides long. RefSeq names its product arylsulfatase G (gene arsg). The record is from RefSeq and is a predicted model, not a curated record. Bases 203 to 1819 code for a protein of 538 amino acids. Gene Ontology annotation, molecular function: arylsulfatase activity. Lineage: Eukaryota; Metazoa; Chordata; Actinopteri; Spariformes; Sparidae. The transcript is spliced from 11 exons.
ACCUGUGGAAAAAAAAAAGUCUUUUAGAGGAACUGUUUUUUUUUAACCGUUUUGAAUUAAGCGGGAUGGGAGGGGAUACUGAUGAGUAGUGGGAGCCAUCUGUUUGGAAACCCGGCUGACGCAACGCUCCCGGCGGCGGCUCAUGCGGUCGGUGGACAAUGUGACUUUAAUAACUGCUAAAAACACGUUAUUUUGACACAAAAUGGCGGAAGUUUUCUCCUUGGUUCUUUUCUCUGGGAUGCUGAUGUGUGGUCUGCUGCUCCACAUGAUUUCCCAGCAUGGAGCCAAUGUUAAAAAUCCCAGUGAGAAGCCUAAUUUCAUCGUCAUACUGGCAGAUGAUAUUGGCUGGGGUGACCUGGAUUCUAACCAGCCGGAAGAGAAGGCAAACCUUACACCUUACCUCAACCUGAUGGCCGAGCAAGGACUAAGAUUGACAGACUUCCACUCUCCUGCCUCAACUUGUUCUCCAUCCCGUGCUGCCAUCCUGACAGGCCGCUAUGGCCUCAGAAACGGGGUGACUCAUAACUUUGCUGUGGGCUCUGUGGCCGGUCUGCCUCUCUCUGAAGUCAUCCUACCUCAGCUACUGCGGAAGGCUGGAUAUUACACUGCCAUGAUCGGGAAAUGGCAUCUUGGCCACAAUGGACUGUAUAGUCCAAUUAAAAGAGGUUUUGACUACUACUUAGGAAUUCCUUACAGCAAUGACAUGGGAUGUACUGACAUUCCUGGGUACAACUUGCCACAGUGUCCUCCCUGUGAUUCUUCCGGACCCCAAGUAAUCAGACUGAAGAGGAGUGGACAUGGAGGCUGUUAUUCCAAAGUGGGCCUUCCUCUAAUUGAAAACAGCAGUAUUGUGGAGCAGCCGCUCGACCUUUGGACACUAGCAGACCAAUACAAAUCCGCUGCAACCAGGAUUAUACAAAAUGCAAGGGAGCAAGGCCAGCCAUAUCUACUCUACGUAGCGCUGGCUCACAUGCAUGUUCCCCUGUCCCCUCACCUUCCUCCGGAUUUCUCCGCCACUGGCGUGCGCCCAGAUGAAGUGUAUGCUGCCAGCCUGCGAGAGAUGGAUGACCUAGUAGGCGCAGUAAAGAGUGCUUCGGAUGACGCAGACAAAAACAAUACUCUUGUCUGGUUCACUGGUGACAAUGGUCCUUGGGAGCAGAAGUGCCAGUUUGCAGGAAGUGUAGGACCUUUUAAGGGAAAGUGGCAGACCAGCAGAGGUGGAGGCUCAGCUAAGCGGACAACCUGGGAGGGAGGUCACAGGGUGCCAACAGUGGCUUAUUGGCCUGGGAGGAUCCCUGCUAACACCACCAGCUCCGCCCUGCUCAGUGGUAUGGACAUCUUCCCAACCCUCCUGUCCCUGGCAGGUGUAACUCCCCCAUCGGACAGACGUUACGAUGGCAUUGACGCCACAAACAUCCUCCUGAAUGGUGAACAGAAUGGUCAUGAGUUUCUCUUCCACCCUAACAGCGGUGCUGCAGGGAAGUUUGGCGACCUGCAGACAGUUAGAACAGGGAAACACAAAGCUUUCUACAUCACAGGUGCGGCUGAGGCCUGUGGUGGUGCAACAGGACGGCAGCAGCUCCACGACCCGCCGCUGAUAUUUGAUCUGCAGCGCGACGAGGCUGAGGAAACACCACUGGAGGUCGAAACACCUGAAUACCAGGCGGUAGCGGAGAGGAUCGCCCGAAGGAGGGAGGAGUUAUUAUGGGACAUUGCCAGCGACGAGUCUGUGUCCACAGCGGACUACAGCACGGACGAAUCAGCAGCGCCCUGCUGUGACCCCUCACUGCCUGUUUGUCGCUGCGACAUGCUGGGCUGAGGUUGGGAAAAUCACACACACAAACUCGCAAACAGAUGUGGAGACAAACAUCUCCUUUUAAAUGUGCUCAGCUGUUUGUUUGUAGACCGUGAUGUUUGGGAGGCUCAAUGUCCAGAUGCAGCGGGAGACGUGCAAACAAGCAGAGAGAGCAAAGAGGCGCCGGCAGCCAAACUUUAUCCAGCUGGUAUUGUGAAGUCAAUCAUUCGGGAAAAGAUAAGAACUAUCAAAACAGUUUAGACAUGUUCUUUACCAAUCAAUUUUUUUGUAGUGAAAUGCAACAUGUUCGAACAGUGCAAGUUUCAAGGGUCAAAACCUUGACCCCUGAAAGGCGGCAGUUUGUAGUUUUGGGGAACAAGCCCAAACUUGGAAUUUUAAGAUUUAAAACACUAAUGAAUUUGUAAUACAAACUCAGAAAUUAUUAUUUUUUCAAUGAGUGAAUAAACAAGCUGUUCUCAGAG